Molecule: messenger RNA, 1458 nt
Organism: Microtus oregoni (creeping vole)
Lineage: Eukaryota; Metazoa; Chordata; Mammalia; Rodentia; Cricetidae
Gene: Chit1
Product: chitinase 1
Biological process (GO): carbohydrate metabolic process; chitin catabolic process
Cellular component (GO): extracellular region
Molecular function (GO): chitin binding; chitinase activity
Source: RefSeq, a predicted model, not a curated record
AUGGACACCGCAGAGGAAAACGUGACCGCAGGACUUGUAAGAAUGCAGAACAAUGGGCCGGUGCAUGAGGGAGAGAACAAGAGUGUGAUGACUCCAUUGAUGGUCCAGUGGGGCUCUGCUGCAAAACUGGUCUGCUUCUACACACCGACUGGGGGCGGGACGGAGUGGGGGGGUGGAGGGUGGAGGGGAGCGCGAUUCCUACCCAGGGACAUAGACCCCAGCCUGUGUACCCAUCUCAUCUAUGCCUUUGCUGGCAUGGACAGUCACCAGCUCAGCUCUGUAGAGUGGAACAACAAACUUCUCUACCAGGAGCUGAAACAGCCUAAAGAAGAUGAACCCAAGCUGAAAACUCUGUUAGCUGUCGAGGGCUGGGACUUUGGUACCCAGAAGUUCACAGAUAUGGUGGCCACGGCCAGCAACAGGCAGACCUUUGUCACCUCAGCCAUAGGUUUUGAUGGACUUGACCUUGACUGGGAGUACCCAGGAAGCAGGAGCCCCACAGUAGACAAAGAUAGAUUCACAGCCUUGCUGCAAGGAUGGCUGGGUGACUUGGCCACAGCUUUCCAGGAGGAAGCCCAGAGCUCAGGGAAGGAACGACUCCUUCUGACUGCAGCAGUGCCCACUGGACAAGACCAUGUGGAUGCUGGCUAUGAGGUGGACAAGACUGCUCUGAGCCUGGAUUUCAUCAACCUUAUGGCUUAUGACUUCCAUGGCUCCUGGGAAAAGACCACAGGACACAACGGCCCCCUCUACAAAAGGCAAGAAGAGAGCGAGGCAGCCCUCCUUUUCUAUCUGGAUGCUGCUGUGCAGCUCUGGCUGCAGAAGGGGACACCUGCCAGAAAACUGAUCCUUGGGAUGCCCACCUAUGGAGGCUCCUUCACCCUGGCCUCUUCAUCAGACAACAGAGUUGGGGCCCCAGCCAUGGGGCCUGGUACUCCAGGCCCCUAUUCUAGGGACGGAGGGAUACUGGCUUACUUUGAGGUCUGCUCCUGGAAGGGAGAACACAGAAUUAAGGAACAGAAGGUGCCCUACAUCUUCCAAGACAGUCAAUGGGUGGGAUUUGAUGACAGGGAAAGCUUCGGAGCUAAGGUCAGCUAUCUGAAACAGAAGGGGCUGGGAGGGGCCAUGGUCUGGGCCUUGGACUUGGAUGAUUUCACUGGUUCCUUCUGCAAACAGGGCCAGUACCCUCUCAUCCGGACCCUGCAGCAGGAGCUGAGUCUUCCACACAUGCCUCCAAGAAGCCCUGAACAGGAAGCUCCUGGGCCACACCAGCCUCCUGAACCAGAGCAGGGACCCAGCCCAGGGCUAGAUACCUUCUGCCAGGGCAGAGCUGAUGGGUUCUACCCCAACUCUGGAGACACCACUUACUAUAGCUGUGCAUGGGGACAGCUGUUCAAGCAGAGCUGUCCCCCAGACCUGGUGUUUAGUGACUCUUGCAGGUGUUGUACUUGGAGCUGA